AUGCAAUCCGAACCACACGCAGGUCCCGCAAACUUAUUGCCACCUCUCAUCUCGAAAGGUGGCGUCGACGAUUUCAGGCGGUCAGGACGGACACUGGCGGCGGGUAUAUCGCCGCGAGAUGAUACCAUAGCUAUUUAUGCCACACCCAAUGCGGACCCUCAGACCCUGCAAGCGCAGAACGCGUCAUAUCCGGAGGAGCAGAAUAUUUACCUCGCGUCAGCUCAACAUGCGCCGUCCUCGGAGAGGCGGGUGUUCGUAACGGACACUUCCGUCAUCUUCGCCGCUCUCCAAAGAUUGUUAACCAACGUGCGCAAGAAAGACAUACAAGUAAUGGAUCAUGAGCCAACCCUGGAGGCGUUGAACAAGCUCGCAUACGACUACAUCAAUUUCUGCAAGGAGUGUUGCGCAUACGCCUCCCAAUCAAUCACGCGCACGGAGCCCCUCCAGUUCUCUGCGGAACACUACGCGAAGCUAUUCUCGUGCUUCUCGCUCUUCACCCUCUUAUAUCUACCGGACGCCGGGCACGAUCGCGCGCCGGUGGGCGAUGAGCUGAUGGAAUGGCUGAAUACGCAUUUCAUCCAGCCGUCCACGGAGGAAGGCGACCACCUGAGCACGCUCGAGAAACCAUGGGAGGACGACACAUUCUGGCCCUACCUCACAAGGACGACGCUGCGCGGGAUGUCGAAAGCGUCCGCGUUCUUCCUUAAAGAGCUCUCACGGCACCCGUCCAUGUUUUUGCAGCGGAUCGCGGCGGGGCUGUUGCCGCUCGUCACGAACCACCCGAGGCUGUACCAGUAUAACGCCGAGCGCGAUUUUGUGAUUGCGUACCGCCGCUGGCGCGACCGUGUGAAGGCUCUGCGACUCGAGCUCAACCGUAUACCUGAUGCCGCGCGGGAGGACGAGGCGGGGAACUGGUGGGAACGCAUGAGCGCGAUCGUCGGGCUCCUCGAGGGCCGCCCGGAUAUCACGAAGCGGAUAUGCGUGGAUUUGGGCGCGGAUUGGAAGGAGGUGUGCGUCGCGUGGAGCGUGUUUGUCGAUACUAGGCUGAGGAGGCAGGAUAUGCCAGACGUCGUUGCCCAUGUGCUGAACGAGAUGCCGGCGGAUCCGACAAACAUGGAGGACGUGAUUCAUACGUCGCUCCUCCUCGGAAAGCCAAAGAGCGUACUGGUGGAGGCUGCACAGAUGGAUAUCUGGCUCGCUGCGCAUUUUGCUGAUAUGAUGGAGCCCCUGGAGCUCAUCGAGAGCGAGCCUGACGACUCUGACCUCAGUUUGCGACAGCAGUACGUGCUCUCAUAUACUGAGUACCUGCGCUCGGACCCUGCGUUGUGGCGCAUCACCGUCGACUAUAUGUGCACCUGCGAGGAUAUCGGAAAGCAGAUGGCGGACGAGGUGCUCGUGCGCGUCCCCUUGCGGUUGCAGGCCCCGCGAGACUCGAGCGAUGCUUCCGCUGAGCAUGAACGGAUUCGUACGGGGAAUCUCGCGGGUGUGUUGAAGGACGUCGCCGCGACGUGCUUCGAGCACCAGAGGGAGGGCGUUAGGCGCACGGUCUGCAGGAUCGCGGCGCAGACGUUCUUGAGAGAGCAGGAGUACGGCAUGGCGGUAUCAUUCUGUACGUCUGCUGAGGACUGGCCUGGACUUGGACGCAUCGUCGAUCGGGUGUUAGACGACUACAUCACUCAAGGUCCCGAAAAGUUCGCGCGCCAUGUGGCGGGCAUCGCGCCCUCGCUCCAAGUGUUGCGCGCGGAGGUGGGCGCGAACAGCGUCUUUGUGCACCGCCUACUCUUCGCCGUGCGGUUAGCCGAGUUCCAUCAGCGCCGAAUCAACGGCGACCUUGAGGAGGCCGCAGCUGACCUGGUGGCGAUGCUCCGUGAGGACAUCGCGCCGAAAUCGUGGUGGGCCGUGCUAUUGUCCAAUGCGGUGGAGCUACUGCUUUACGGCGAGCGCAUGCUAUUCACGACUGAUGAGGCUUGCCUGCUGCUGUGCCGGUUGGAAGAGAUCCACAUACGCGCGGCGCAGGGCGCGAGCGAAGAUUACCUGGCCGUGCUUGCGCGGACGACCAAAAGCGGCGGAGAGAAGCACGCUCUUCAGCGCUUGCAGACCGUGCGUCUCGCGCUGGCGCGGUAUUACGCGCGGUGUGGGGUGAUCGGAGUGGGAGGCAAGAAUGGGAUUCAUAGUAGCUGA
Molecule: messenger RNA, 2181 nt
Organism: Sparassis crispa
Lineage: Eukaryota; Fungi; Basidiomycota; Agaricomycetes; Polyporales; Sparassidaceae
Exons: 11
Coding region: 1-2181 (726 amino acids)
Biological process (GO): mRNA export from nucleus; positive regulation of DNA-templated transcription; protein import into nucleus
Cellular component (GO): nuclear pore outer ring
Molecular function (GO): structural constituent of nuclear pore
Source: RefSeq, a predicted model, not a curated record